Messenger RNA from Lottia gigantea (owl limpet), 762 nucleotides. RefSeq lists its product as hypothetical. The annotation marks the transcript as partial. The record is from RefSeq and is a predicted model, not a curated record. NCBI's taxonomy places the organism in Eukaryota, Metazoa, Mollusca, Gastropoda, Lottiidae. Gene Ontology annotation, molecular function: N-acetylgalactosaminide beta-1,3-galactosyltransferase activity. Gene Ontology annotation, cellular component: membrane. The transcript is spliced from 2 exons.
AGCGGAAAAAUAUUGUGUUUGAUUUUCACAUAUCCUAAAAAUAUCAAUAAAAGUCUGGCAGUCAAAAAUACUUGGGCUAAAAGAUGUGAUAAGCAGUUAUAUUUCAGCAAUAAGACAUUGCCUAAUAUCCCGACCAUCUUAUUGAACAUUACAGAAUCCAGACAACUUUUAGGCUUGAAAACACGUUUGGCAUUACAGUAUGUAUAUGACCAUGAAAUCGACGAGUUUGAGUGGUUUAUAAAAGCGGAUGAUGAUGCCUUUUUUAUAAUGGAAAAUCUCAAAAAUUAUCUCAGCGCCUUUAAUCCAAAUGACAAAUUGUACUUUGGAAAGAAGUUUUCGAAGUUUAAAGGAACUACUUAUUAUAUGAGUGGUGGUGCAGGAUACGUAUUGAGCAAGGCGAGUGUUAAAAUAAUUGUUGAAAAAUGCUUUGAUGCUGUAAAAUUUAACUUUCAACAUAUCGAAGACAUGGCAGUUGGGGCCUGUGCCGAGAAAUAUAAUUUUACAGCCCCUAAUACUACGGAUUCCAUGGGUAGAGAAAGAUUCCAUAGUUUGUCUCCACAUGUCUAUUUAAAAAAGGAAUUGAAACCAAAAUGGUUAGAUGCAUAUUCUGUUAAUAAACUCAAAUGGGGUUACGGAAAUUUAAGCAACGAAACAAUAUCGUUUCACUACCUAUCACCAGAGGACAUGCAGUUGUUAGAAUUCUACUUAUAUAAACUUAAUACCAAACAAAUGGAUCAAAGACGGAAUUCGUCCAAACCAUAA